This is a messenger RNA of Clonostachys solani, 1515 nucleotides long. Lineage: Eukaryota; Fungi; Ascomycota; Sordariomycetes; Hypocreales; Bionectriaceae. The record is from the annotation of a GenBank genome assembly.
AUGGACCCGAUGACACAUCCCAUUAGCGAUGAAAAUGAGGGUAUCCUGAACCUGCGGCGGGAAACGGCCGCCAUCCGGGCCAUGAACUUGCCGCGAAACGGAUUUCCAAUAGUUUUUGUUCCUGGAUUUAGCGGUUGGGGGCGACCCCUUCUUGGAACGGUGAACUAUUUCGGCGGUUUUGAAAACCUGCCCUUGAUUUUGUCGCAGUUGGACUAUAACGUCAUUGUGGUUCGCAUUGGCCCUAUCUCAUCCAACAAGGAGAGGGCUUGCGAAAUCUUCGCGCAGCUCACUGCCGGAACGUUCGACCCUCCAGGCGCACCUCUCAACCUUGUACAAGCUGAUUUCGGCAUUAACCAUCCAACUCCAAACCCGGCAUUGCUCGUGAACGCUGAGACUCCUCGGGCAGUACUCUAUCAGGCUUCCGUAAACCAUGUCCCGUUCAACUGGCAAUGGAGUGAUGUCAAUAAGGUCAACUUUAUCUGUCACUCACAAGGCGGCACGACUGUCCGAUGUCUUAUCGAGCUACUAUCUGGAAUGAGUGACCCAAACCUAACAGCGUUUCUCGGUGUUAACCGCCAGCCCUGGGUCAAUUCCGUUGCCACCAUAGGCACACCACACAAAGGCACAACUGUGACAGACGUAGUAAAUGAUCUUAUUACCCCAGUCGGCUUAGAUCCAUUAGUGGACUUCAUCACCUCGUGCUCGUUUGAAGCCAGAGGGGACAGGGUUUACGACCUCCACCUGGACCAUUGGGGAUUUUCUCGUGCCGCAGGACAAACCUACCAACAGAUGCGUGUGGCUAUUGCCCCCGCAGUCAACGCUUGGUGGGUUGGACGAUAUAACGGAUUCUACGACAACAGUGUUCGGGGUAUAAACGCACUUGACUUGUUUGCACCGAAUCCUUCGACACAUACCUAUUAUUUCACAAUGUCUUUCUGUGCUACUACCCCAUUCCCGAAAGAAACCCUUACAGCACAGGAAAUCAAUGACUUCAUAACAUUAAUCCGUUAUUCCUUUAAUCCGUUCGGGGUGUUGGGGGUUGUUUUAGCUCCAUUCCAAUUUCUCGGCCCCUCAGCUCGUGCAGCAUUAGGUUGGAUGGUUGCCGUGGCGAACAACCAUCUCGGGCCUCUAGGAUAUUUCUCUCGGAUUCCUCCACCCGGCAAUCAGGUCCCCCGACCAGAUGUGCUCCCACUCCUGUCGUACCCUGCCUAUGCCAUGGGAGGGCGCAACAUACCACCUACAGUCGCGAUGCCAGGCAUUACAUCAGAGGAGUUUCAGCCCAACGAUGGCAUCGUCAAUACUCUAUCGAUGGAUGGCCCAAUGACCGGACCCGUGAACCAUGGAAGUUUUGCAGCUCAGGUCGCUGCAGGCGGUCUUGACAGCGCCAAGGCAACCUACUGGCAUUUGGGGCUGAACUCGACCAUUGAUCAUGCCGACCAAAUCGGGGCGUUUACAAAUCGUGCUACCAAUGACGAGGUCCAGGUGAUGUACAUGUUGCUUGCAGAGCUUCUGUGA